AUGUUAUUUUUUAAAUAACAUUUUUAUGAAAAGUUAAAUUAACAAAGAGAUAAAUAAUAUAAAUAAAUUGAGAUCUAAUUUUUAGAAUAUCUUAUAAAAUUAUCAUAUUUAUUCAAGAAUAUAGAAGAAGCUCAAAAUCAAUGCAUUAAAAUUUUAACAUUUGUCAAAAAAGAAUUUUCUUAAUUUUAGUAUAUUUUAGACUAAACUUUGAAUAAAACAAUAAAUAUUGGGGAAAAUCCUACUAUAUCAUAAUUGUAGCAAUUAGCUUAGAAAAUUGAUCAUAGAUAAUAAAAUACUUAUAAAGAUUUUAUUAAUAAACUCUAAGAUCUAUUCAAAGAAAUUAGAAAUGUUUUUAAUUAAUUAGAUAAUAAAUAAAAAAGUAAUAAGUGAGUAUCUUUAAAAAUAAAGAGAUUACCAUUAAUGAAGAAUUUUGUUCUAUAAGUUUUGUUUUGAUAGUUUUUUAGCUACUUCAGAAGAUAAAAAUAUUUUUAUUUGGAAGCUUGAUAAUUAUAAAUUUGAAAAAAAUAAAAUUAUUGAAUAGUCAUUAAGAAAAAAUCACUUUUAUUUAAUUUGGUAGAUAAUUAAAUGGUUUUUAUCUGGUUCUGAUGAUAAAACUCUAAAGAUUUCGAAGAUUAAUUAAGACUAUUGGUGUUGUAUUAAAACUUUAGAAGGACAUCAAAUUUACAUUAGUGAUAUAAAAAUAAGUUAGGGUGAAAAUACAAUUCUAUCAUUAAGUUUUGAUUUUAAGAUUAAAAUUUGUUUACAGAAAGAUCAAAAAGGUUAGAUUUGUUCUUAAACUAUUGAUAACCAUAAAAAUUAAGUUUAUCAUAUAUCAAUAAACAGAUAUUAUAUAUAUUUUGUAUCAAGUUCAGCUAAUUUAACAUCAAUAUUUUGGUUAAUAAAAAAUGGGAAAAUUUUUAUACAAUAGAAAAAAGAAAUAAAAUGAAUAAAUUAAAAGAAAAUGUUUUUUAAAUGAUAAUAAAUAGUAUGUUAAGUUUUAGGAUUUCCAAAAAUAUUUACAAUAUAGAUAAUAAAAAUAAUGA
Paramecium sonneborni is the source of this 1043-nucleotide messenger RNA. Lineage: Eukaryota; Ciliophora; Oligohymenophorea; Peniculida; Parameciidae. The record is from the annotation of a GenBank genome assembly.